GGGUUGCCGGCGGCCGCCAUCUUGGUUCCCCGGCCUCAGCGGCCGUGAGGCGGUGGGGGGGGAAGGUCCGAGCGGCACCGCGGGGAGCGCAGGGGUGAUGUUGGCUUCCCUGGCGGCCCGCCCGCCUCCGCCGGGGCUGGCGCGGCUCCUCCGGGCGCAGCCGUGGCUGUCGCCGUCCCGGGGACACUACGAGGCUCCGGCGCUAGCGGAGGGGGCCGGGAGCGCCAGGCGGCGGUUGCUAGGUUUGGCCGCUAGGGGGCGCUGCGAGCCCGCGCCGCAGCCAAUGAGCGCGGAGCUGCCGGGGGGGGACCCGGCCCCGGGGGGGCGGCGGGGACUGGGGGGGGCACCCCUGGCAACGGGGCCGGGCCCGGGGGGGACACCUCUAUUAACGGUGGCAGGCCCGGGGGCCCCCCCCACUAUAACAGGGCCAGCCCUGGGGUGCACCCCCAUAGCCGCGGGGAGGUGCCGCAAGCGGGACUCGAACCCACAGAUCCCCGGCCUGGCCUUGUUGCGACCCCCCCGGCUUCUCUGUCCCAUCUCGGGACCACCCGGCGCGGCAGCGGCCCCCGGAGAACCGGGACCACGGCAGCGGUUCUGCCACCGCGGAGGAGAGCCCGGCGGGCGCUGGAGCGGCCCCCUGGUCGCAGCGAUGCCCGCCGGGCUGGCUGCCCUGGCCUACUGCUACCUGCGGGACCAGCGCUCCAAGGAAGAUGCUCUGCUGGAAGCUGCGAAGGUCAACAACGUUUUGGAAGUGAGCAGGCUGUUGGAGGAAGGCGCAGACGUCAACGCCCGGCACAAGCUCGGCUGGACGCCUCUCAUGGUGGCGGCGAUCAGCAGAAACUCCAGUGUGGUGAAGAUCCUGCUUGCAGCGAACGCAGAUCCAAACCUUGGAGACGAAUUCAGCAGCGUGUACGAGACCGCCAAGGAGAAGGGCCUCCAUUCUUUGGAAGUGCUCGUAACCCGGGAGGACGACUUCAACAACCGCUUGAACAUCCGAGCCAACUUCAAGGGCUGCACGGCUCUGCACUACGCGGUCCUGGCUGACGACUACGUGACAGUCAAACUGCUGCUGGAUGGAGGUGCCAACCCCCUGCAGAAGAACGAAAUGGGACACACACCCCUGGAUUACGCCCGCGACGGGGAGGUCAUGAAACUUCUGAGAGCGUCGGAGGCGAAGUUCCAGGAGGAGCAGCGCAGGAGGGAGGUGGAGGAACGCCGGAGAUUUCCCCUGGAACAGCGGCUCAAGGAGCACAUCAUCGGCCAGGAGAGCGCCAUCGCCACCGUGGGAGCAGCGAUUCGGAGGAAGGAAAAUGGCUGGUACGACGAGGAGCACCCACUGGUUUUUCUCUUCUUGGGAUCAUCCGGAAUAGGUAAAACGGAGCUGGCCAAGCAGACAGCCAAGUACAUCCAUAAGGAUGUCAAGAAGGGCUUCAUCAGAUUGGACAUGUCGGAGUUCCAGGAGAGGCACGAGGUCGCCAAGUUCAUCGGCUCCCCGCCGGGCUACGUGGGCCACGAGGAGGGCGGGCAGCUCACCACCAAGCUGCGGCAGUGCCCCAACGCCGUGGUGCUCUUCGACGAGGUUGACAAAGCCCACCCCGACGUCCUCACCAUCAUGCUGCAGCUCUUCGAUGAGGGCAGACUGACGGACGGCAAGGGGAAAACCAUCGACUGCAAGGAUGCCAUCUUCAUCAUGACCUCCAACGUGGCGAGCGAUGAGAUCGCCCAGCAUGCGCUGCAGCUGCGGCAGGAGGCCAUGCAGAUCAGCAAGAAAAGGAUCGCAGAGAACUUAGAGGAUGUCCAGGCGACCGAGAAGAUCACCAUCUCCAAGCAGUUCAAGGAGAAGGUCAUCCGCCCCAUCUUGAAGGCUCACUUCAGACGAGACGAGUUCCUGGGGCGGAUCAACGAAAUUGUCUAUUUUCUCCCUUUUUGCCACUCGGAGCUCAUUCAACUUGUCAACAAGGAGCUGAAUUUUUGGGCCAAGAAGGCCAAGGCGAGACACAACAUCACCCUGCUCUGGGACAGGGAGGUCAUGGACGUGCUGGCCGACGGCUACAACCUGCACUACGGUGCCCGCUCCAUCAAACACGAGGUAGAGCGACGUGUCGUGAACCAGCUGGCAGCCGCCUACGAGCAGGACCUGCUGCCCAGGGGCUGCACCUUGAGGAUCGCGGUGGAGGAUUCGGACAAGCAGCUGCUGAAAACCAAAGACAGCUCUUCCCCCGGGGCGGAGAAGACCAAAAUCCCGACCCUGCGGCUGGAAAUCGUGGAAAAAGACAGCAAAUCCCGAAAACUGGACAUCCAGGCGCCUCUGAACCCGGAAAAUAUCGCUUAUUUCUUAUAGACAGCGACAAGCACGCUCUGCCCUGACAAUAAAGACACCAAGACCUCGGUUUUGCAGUGUGGCCCCGUCAGAGAGGUAGUGGGACAGGGACAGGGACAGGGACAGGGACAGGGACACGGUCAGGCAGGGGCUGCCCCAGGUCCCCACGCUGCAUUCGGAGCUGUGGGUCACAAGGUGCAGCGCUGGUGUUUGGGGACACGUUUGGUGGAGGUUCUGGGGUUUCACUCAUCACAAGAAAAGGUGACGGAGCUUUCUUAACGCGGGGGAAAAGCAGAUUUCAAACCGACCGGGGAGGAUUUGUCAUUCCCCAAAGAGGUGACCAGGGUUGCCAGGUGGGACUGUGACUGGAGGGGACAGGGACCGAGGGUGCGACAGCUUCAUUCUAAAAGCCACCAGACACUCCGUGUUUUGCCCACUUCUUUUAAUUUAUUGCAAUAAACGUGGUGCAGACAA
This is a messenger RNA of Columba livia (rock pigeon), 2794 nucleotides long. It is a transcript of the gene CLPB, whose product is annotated as ClpB family mitochondrial disaggregase. Gene Ontology annotation, biological process: cellular response to heat. Bases 98 to 2341 code for a protein of 747 amino acids. The transcript is spliced from 16 exons. Gene Ontology annotation, cellular component: cytoplasm; mitochondrion. NCBI's taxonomy places the organism in Eukaryota, Metazoa, Chordata, Aves, Columbiformes, Columbidae. The record is from RefSeq and is a predicted model, not a curated record. Gene Ontology annotation, molecular function: ATP hydrolysis activity; ATP binding; protein binding.